UCAAGGAUAUCUUCCUCACCACAACCUUGUAGCUCUGAAGAUCAAACAUGGAUGAUCAAAGAGCCUUGAUAGCCCAAUCAAGUAGUACUAAACCCAGUAGUACUGGUAUACGGGUUUUGGCUGUGGAUGUUGAUGCAACAUGUCUUCAUAUUGUUGAAGUAAUGCUACAGGCACUCCAAUAUGAAGUUGUUCCUGUUAAAUAUGCAUCUGAUGCUUUGGCCAUUCUUCGGGAAAGACAAGGAGGAUUUGAUAUCGUUCUAAUGAAUCUUCACAUGCUUGAGAUGGAUGGAAUUGUCCUCCUUGAGCACGUUGAGGUUGAAUUUAAGAUACCUGUUGUUACGAUGUCUACCAAUGAUAAAGAGGUUGUUGCAUCAAGAUGUUUGGAAAGUGGUGCUUCAUUUUAUCUUACAAAACCUUUAAUUAAAAGCGAUCUAAGUAACCUUUGGCAGUAUGUAUACCUAAAGAAACACAAUGAAAAAAAUGGUAGUUGAGCGCAUAGGUAGUGAUUUAGAGUUACCAACAUCCAAAAAGGUAUCGAAGGGAGAUAUUGAGUGUGCAUCCUCUGUUAAUGAAAUCAAUUUGAGGCAAGAAUCAUGGAAAAAAUCUUCAAAAAAGAAGAAUCAAAGUGAGGGGGGAAAUAAAGAA
This is a messenger RNA of Telopea speciosissima, 645 nucleotides long. RefSeq names its product two-component response regulator ARR2-like. Gene Ontology annotation, biological process: cytokinin-activated signaling pathway; phosphorelay signal transduction system. The transcript is spliced from 3 exons. Lineage: Eukaryota; Viridiplantae; Streptophyta; Magnoliopsida; Proteales; Proteaceae. The record is from RefSeq and is a predicted model, not a curated record. Bases 48 to 491 code for a protein of 147 amino acids.